CGAACAACUUUGCUAGGUUUAUCACAUCAGUGAGAGACGUGGAAAACAACGGAGGAGAUUGAUAAGUAACAUAGACAUAAGUGUACAGCUUCCAUUAGCGGUGUUGCAACACCGUUGCACAUUAAAUCCUAACGAUUAGAUACGAAAUAAUUCUGUCGUUUCUACAAACAAGCGUGUCACACAAUCACGGAACAGUGAGCGGCCUUUCAUUUGAAGCUGACCAGACUCCCAGAUGGAGGAGCUGCACCCCCACUGCCUGACAUGCGUGAACCGGAGGUGCAUGACGCGGCCGGAGCCGGGGGCCUCGUGCGACCUGAUGGGCUGCCCGCUGGUGUGCGGCGCCGUCUACCACUCCUGCAAGGCCGGCGAGCACCGGCUGCUCUGCCCGCUGGAGCGGGUGCCCUGCCUGAACAGCGGCUUCGGCUGCCCGUUCACGCUGCCCCGCGGGCGCCUGGCCGAGCACCUGAGCACCUGCCCGGCCAGCGUGGUGUGCUGCACCAUGGAGUGGAACCGCUGGCCGGUCAGCUACGCCGACCACAAGUCUUACGAGCACCUGAGCUGCGGGGGCGUUAGCGCCGGCGUCGGUAGCGACGGCUUCGGCGGCGGCGGCAACGAGGCGGAGCCCGUGGAGCAGCUGGACAUGGCGCUGGCGCUGCAGGACCAGCGCAUGCUGCUGGAGUCGCUCCGCGUCACCACCACCGUCACCAGAGCGGUCAAGGACGAGGGCCAGCCCCAGCCGCUGAUCCAGGAACAGCCCCUUCAGUACCACCAGCAGCAGCAGCCGCCACAACAACAACAGCAGCAGCAGCAGCAGCAGCAGCAGCAGCAACUUCAACAACAUCAGCAGCAGCAGACUCCGAGGCCUUCGUCGGUGGAGCUGACGCGCGGCCUGAUGGACAUGCAGCAGGAGUCGUACAGCGAGCUCUACAAGGCCUCGGUGGAGACCAGCCGGAGCCUGGCGGCGGCGCUGGACAUCCUGACCAACGCCAACAAGGAGAUCGACCUGCUCAUGGACAGCCUGGCCGACAAGGAGCCGCGCAACGGCACGCGCCACCCCGCGGGGGAGCUCAACGGCGAGCGGCGGCUGGGCGGCGGGAGCAAGGACGUCGUGGAGAACGUGGAGAUGAAGGACGGCGACUCGGACUCGGAGUGCGAGCUGGGGGCCGUGGGAGGGGCGGACCUCAACCACGCCAACGGCAUGAGCUGGGAGAGCCACAACGGCUUCGGCAAGGCCGUCGAGGUCAUCGUGGACGGACGGGACGGCGACGCGGACGAGGGGCGGGAGACGCAGUGCGUCAAGUCCCGGCGGAAGGAGAGGCCCCUGUGCAACGGCUUCCACCGCCCGGAGAGCCGAGGGGCCCUCCACCACCACCACCGGCGGAGCCAACACAGGCUGCAGGCCGGCGGGCAGAACGGCUCGUCCGACCACCAGGCCGAGGUGGUGCUCCACUCCAGGCCCGUGGUGGUGGUGGAGCCGGCCAUAGCCCACCACGCCACCUUCUCCGUCCCGUGCUUAUCGCUGCCAGUGCAGAAGGCGCUCCCUCAUCCGGACCAGAGGGCCCUCCCUUUAAGCCACCACCACGGCACGGCGGAGGAGGACCGGGAAGGGCUGUACAGGAACGGGGAGGGGCUGCUGCAGCCGCUGGUGGUGGUGGAGGCGGACGACCUGGGACUGGAUCUGGACGAGGCGCUCCAGCCGCUGGUGGUGGUGGAGGACGGGGAGCUCCAGGUGGACGAGGCCGAGCUGCCGCCGCUGGUGGUGGGGGAGGAGCUGGAGGACGUGGAGCUGCAGCCGCUGGUGGCGGAGGCGGCCGAGGAGCUGGAGGGCGCGGCGGUGGCCGUCGGGCCGCCAGUCAACGGGGAAGGGGCGGUCGGCGGCGGGACGGACGGUGCCGACCGCUGGCUGGAGCGCAAGCUGCACAGCCUCCAGGUGCUCCAGGGCGUGUUCAACUUCAACGGGCGGCGCGCCGUGCCCUGCUACCGCCUGGGCUACCGCAGCAAGAUGGAGGACAAGGCGGUGGACACGCUGGACCUGGAGGUGUCCGACGACCCCAUGGGCCUGCACGGCAUCGACCUGAUCACGGCGGCGCUGCUCUUCUGCCUGGGCGACUCGCCGAGCGGCCGCGGCAUCUCCGACAGCCGCUUCGUGGACGGCUACCGCAUGGACUUCGGCACGCAGACCUUCUCCUUCCCGUCGGCCAUCCUGGCCACCAGCACCAUGGUGGGCGACAUCGCCUCGGCGUCGGCGUGCGACCACGCCAGCCCGCAGCUGUCCAACCCGAGCCCGUUCCACACGCUGCGGCUGGACCUGGUGCUGGAGUGCGUGGCGCGCUACCAGACCAAGCAGCGCUCCAUGUUCACCUUCGUGUGCGGCCAGCUGUUCCGCCGCGACGAGUUCUCCUCGCACUUCAAGAACGUGCACGGCGACAUCCACGCCGGCCUCAACGGCUGGAUGGAGCAGCGCUGCCCGCUGGCGUACUACGGCUGCACGUACUCGCAGCGCCGCUUCUGCCCGUCCGUGCAGGGCUCGCGCGUGGUCCACGACCGCCACCUGGGCUCCUUCGGCGUCCAGUUCAACGUGCCGCCGCUGCCCUCGCCCGGGGGGAGCGUGGGCGCCAAGCGCAAGACGUGCCAGUACGGGAACACGUGCGACCACCUGAGCACGCUGCCCUUCGAGGUGCUCCAGCACGUGGCCAGCUUCCUGGACGGCUUCAGCCUGUGCCAGCUGUCGCGCGUCUCCCACACCAUGCGCGACGUGUGCGCCAGCCUGCUGCAGGGCCGCGGCAUGGUGGUGCUGCUCUGGCAGAAGGGGCGCCAGCCCAACGGCUCCAACUCCUGGCAGAUCAAAGAAAAGGUGUGGCGCUUCAGCACAGCCUUCGGCACGGUGAACGAGUGGAAGUUUGCCAACAUCUCCAGCAUGGCCGACCACCUGAAGACGUGCAAGUACAACACGGUGGCGCGGCGCGAGGAGGCCAUCCCCCUGCCCUGCAUGUGCUUCACCCGCGAGCUGACCCGCGAGGGACGCUCGCUCCGCUCCGUCCUCAAGCCAGUGUUAUAACACACACACACACACACACACGCAGAGAUAAACACACACACACACACACACACACACACGAACACAUAGAUUCAAACACUCCGGUUGAACUGUUGCAACAAUUCAUCACGCAGACGCAAACACUAUCUUCUGA
Sardina pilchardus (European sardine) is the source of this 3191-nucleotide messenger RNA. It is a transcript of the gene fbxo30a, whose product is annotated as F-box protein 30a. Bases 233 to 3058 code for a protein of 941 amino acids. Gene Ontology annotation, molecular function: zinc ion binding; protein binding; ubiquitin protein ligase activity. The record is from RefSeq and is a predicted model, not a curated record. The transcript is spliced from 3 exons. Lineage: Eukaryota; Metazoa; Chordata; Actinopteri; Clupeiformes; Clupeidae.